UUCAGCACCUUCACACACUGAAGCUCCAGGCUGACGCUGACAAGACAGAAGAUAAUCCUGCAGAAGAUCAUUUUAUCAUCUAUAUCACUUUAACCGUGAAGAUGCUGACUGUGACUCUGCUCCUCUGUGCCAUGAUGGCUCUGACCGGAGCUGCUGGAAACAGUCAGCAGAUUAGUAUACAAGUGCAUUCACCAUGUCCACCCCACUGGUCUAAGAUCAAUGGUCGCUGUUUCCGCUAUUUUCCAGCAGCCUUGAGUUGGGCCAAAGCUGAGAGGUACUGUCAGUCCAUGGGUGGAAACCUUGCAUCGGUGCAUAACAUAGAGGAGUACUGCGCCAUUCAGAGGCUGAUAUUGAAGACCAGUCAUGAGGAUACAAGCGCAUGGAUCGGAGGCUCAGAUGCAGAGGAGGAGCAUGUUUGGCUGUGGAGUGAUGGUUCCAGUUUCACCUACACCAACUGGCAUCCUGGACAGCCUGACAACAACUUCUUCAGGCAGCACUGUAUACGAAUUAACUAUGGAGGUCCAAAGGCGUGGGAUAACCUCUUGUGUACAGAUCAUCUCCCUUUUGUCUGUGCCAAGAAAAUGUGGCAAUCUCAUGUUUAA
Plectropomus leopardus (leopard coralgrouper) is the source of this 602-nucleotide messenger RNA. RefSeq names its product galactose-specific lectin nattectin-like. The record is from RefSeq and is a predicted model, not a curated record. NCBI's taxonomy places the organism in Eukaryota, Metazoa, Chordata, Actinopteri, Perciformes, Serranidae.